Cygnus atratus (black swan) is the source of this 451-nucleotide messenger RNA. Its product is annotated as proline-rich protein HaeIII subfamily 1-like. The transcript is spliced from 3 exons. NCBI's taxonomy places the organism in Eukaryota, Metazoa, Chordata, Aves, Anseriformes, Anatidae. The coding region runs from base 8 to 451 and encodes 147 amino acids. The record is from RefSeq and is a predicted model, not a curated record.
UGGACGGAUGGACGGAAGGAUGGAUGGACGGAAGGAUGGAUGGACAGACAGACAGAUGGACAGACGGACAGACAGACCUGAACAGAACCCAAUCACGGAGCGCUCCCCGCAGACACAGCCCCCUCGGACCAUGUUCAUCAUCGUCAUCGUCAUCUGCAUCUCCAUCAUCUUCCUCAUCAUGAUCUUCCACAUCUGCCGCAAGCUCUGCCACGACGAGCCCGUGCACCCCCCCGCCUACAGGGACCCCCAGUCUCCCGUGCCCCUCCCGCUUGGCCCCAUGCCUGCGCUGCCCAGCCUGCCCGGAGCGGGCAUCCCGGUGGGCCUGGAGCCCCCGCCCUACAGCGAGGUGACAGCGAAGCCCUUCCUCUACCCGCUGCCACAGGGGCCGUGCCCCGAGUGUGGCCACAACCCCGAGCCUCAGCACGCCCCCCCCCCCCAGACCAACUUCUAG